Molecule: messenger RNA, 2589 nt
Organism: Nanorana parkeri
Lineage: Eukaryota; Metazoa; Chordata; Amphibia; Anura; Dicroglossidae
Gene: CEP112
Product: centrosomal protein 112
Exons: 22
Source: RefSeq, a predicted model, not a curated record
ACGUCACUGCGCCCGUUCAAAUCUGAGGGAGCCACAGCUGAGCCGGGUACAAUGACCAAUCAGGAAGAUGCCUGGGAGAGCCUGGAUGCAGAAUUUGACCACUUCCUGGUGGAUAUGAAGCCAUACGUGUUAAAGCGCCCCCGCAGGCUGGAACGCCAGCGAUGUGCCCUGUGGAUCAAGAAGCUGUGUGACCCCUCCGGGGCAGGAACAGGGAUUGCCGGCAGGAAGAACAGGAACCUGUAUGCCAAACUUCUCCUCCACAUGCUGAAACGUGGCGAGCUGGAGGGGCCCUUCACCAGCCAGCCUGAAGACGGCACCCUGAAACCUCUGCCCACGUACAUGUCCAUCUACUUUGAUGAGCCCAUUUCAGCACGGCUUCACAGCACCGGAUCGGGGGAAUUACCGGACUGGGUCCUGUUAGAACUGGAGAUCAGAGGACCAACAUCGGAUGGGUCCUUGAAGUUGGCAUUAAAGGAUGAUCCAGGAUAUUCCUCCUCGCCCUCCCGGUGCAGAAUUUGCGGUGACACAGCCGCCAAUGUCCAUGUUUCCAGCACGUGCCGCUGUUCUUACAAUGUAUCUCUCAUUUUCCUUUUGGUGAAUGUUUCCUCUUUUAUUUUUAGGCUUCAUAAUUCACACAGCUGGAAGCUCCGGAUGCGUUCUCUCAGCCCCACACACCGGUCUCCGGAGGACCCCCUAAACACCCGACCCACGGUGGAGGUCACGGACAGACCCUCGGGGAGUCUUGAUGACAGUGAUGUGGAAGCUCGUAUGAACAGUUGGAAUCUCGGGAUAGAAAAUCCUCGCUAUCUACGGGAAAAGCCUGUGCCUUUAACAUCGAUAUCUCCGGAUUCCCGGCUGAGAAGAAGCUCCGAUUAUCGGGAUGAACAAGCUCUUUCCCGACUACAUAAAAAAGAGAUGGACUUGAAGAUCAAAGCCAUGGAGGCGAAGUUUCAUGAAGAGAAGUUAAAAAUGCAGCAGAAGCACGAUUCAGAUGUACAGAAGAUAUUGGACAGAAAGAAUAAUGAGACCGAGGAACUGAAAACACUUUACAAAAAUAAGCAGAAUGAGAGCGAGGAGACCAUCCGGAGGCUGGAGAAAAAAGUGCAGACCCUGCUGCGUGAGUCCCAGAUCAUCCGAGAGACAAAGGAGGCCCAGAUCCAGGAGCUGAAGAAGAUGUGUGAGCAGAGCGCUGAGAGCCUGAAGAACGAAUGGGAAAAGAAGCUUCAUAUGGCUGUCGCUGACAUGGAACAAGAGAAGUUUGAGCUGCAGAAGAAACACACAGAAAACAUCCAGGAGCUGCUCGAUGACACCAACUCCCGACUUCAAAAGAUGGAGUCCGAGUACGUGGCCCAAACAAAGUCUACUACACACACGGUAAAGGAACUGGAGGUCCGAGUCCAGCAGCUGACAGUGGAGGCUGAGAAUAGCACUUUACAGAGGCAGAGGAUUUCACAGGAGAAGGCCGAGCUGGAGGCUGUGUACCAGAAAGCAAGCGGAGAUCUACAGCAGCUACAGACCAGGUUCUCCUCAACGCAGAAUGAUAAAGAUAAUCUCAUCCAGGAAUAUGAGAAGCGGGCGCAGCAACUUCAGAAUAAGUAUGACUCCGACAUGAACUACAUCACCCAGCAGAACGCCCUGUCUGCCGCUAAGGCCUCGGCUCUCAUAGAGGAAUUGGAGCAGAGUCUCUCCAGCACCAAACAACAAGGAGAAGAGAGGGAGCAUCACAUGCAGAUGGAGAUGAGGGAACAAGAAAGCAGAUUUCAGAAAGAGAAGAUACACAUGGAACAUCAGUGGGAGAAGAAGGUGAAUGAUCUCCAGAAGCAGCUACAAGAAGAGAAGGACGGUGCGCAAAAGAAAAUCUCCCAACUCGGUGAACUCGUACGAGAGAAGGAGAAGCAGGUGGCCCACAUGACAGAGACGCAAGCCAUUCAGGCCCAGCAGGCUGAUUCUGCCCUCGGAGAGUUGAAACGCCAGGUGGAGCUGAACACAGAGAAAGUGUACAGCGAGAUGAAGGAGCAGAUGGAGAAGGUGGAUGCGGACUUGAGCCUAUCAAAAGCCCUCCGAGAGAAGCAGAAUAAAGAGUUUAUCCGGCAGUUGGAGGACGUUAAACAGAGAUACGAGCAGCAGAUUGUGGAACUGAAGCUGGAGCAUGAGGAGGAGAAGACUUACCUCUUCCAGCAGCACAGCGCCGAGAAGGAGGGCAUCAUGAAGGACCAUGAGCAGGAGAUCGAUCGGCUGGACAUACAGCUCCAGAAUACCGUCUCCCAGCACGAGAAGAAGAUGCAGUCGUGGAGAGACAGAGACGCAAAGACCAUCUCGGAGUUGGAGGCUCAGGUGUAUAAGCUGAAGGAGGAGCUGAUCCAGGGGAACGGUCAGCGCAAGCAGCAGCUCUUGGAGUUGGGACACUUGCGGGAGGAGGAGAAGCAGAGGACGGCUCAGGAACAUCACAUGGCGCUCAGCAAACUAAGGAAGGAGAUGGAGGCCACCAAGCUGGAGCUACAGAAGAGACACGCCGCUCAGACCCAGGAGGCCCUGGAGAAGGUGAGGGCCCCCUACACACAGCGCACCCCUUCUCUUCUAGCACUCCCU